Messenger RNA from Cervus elaphus (red deer), 3759 nucleotides. It is a transcript of the gene PUS7L, whose product is annotated as pseudouridine synthase 7 like. Lineage: Eukaryota; Metazoa; Chordata; Mammalia; Artiodactyla; Cervidae. The record is from RefSeq and is a predicted model, not a curated record. The coding region runs from base 997 to 3105 and encodes 702 amino acids. Gene Ontology annotation, biological process: pseudouridine synthesis. The transcript is spliced from 9 exons. Gene Ontology annotation, molecular function: pseudouridine synthase activity; RNA binding. Gene Ontology annotation, cellular component: nucleus.
UAAUCAGUUUUGAUUGUGUGCCUACUAUGUGCUUGAUUCUGUUCUAAUUGUGAGAUAAUCAGUGAAUAAGGCAGACAGGGUUCUUGCUUUCAUAGAGCAAACAUUCUGGUUGGAGUAGGUAUAUAGUAAGUAGUGAAGUAAAAUGAUUAAAUAGAAAUUAUAUGCAGAAAAUUAAAUAAGAUUUUAUGAAAAUUAGUGACUUGCUGGUUUCUUCUGAUUAUUGGUCAAGGAAGAUCUCUUUAAGGAUAUUAUUGAAGAGGGACUGAUUUAAUCAACAGGAACAGUUGGCAUAAAGGAACUGAAGAAGACCAGUGUAGCUGGAGUAUAGUGGAUAAUGGGGAAAGGGUACAGGAUAAAUUUGGAGAACAGAGUUCAGAAUCUUAGAAGUCUUUGGAAGCCAGGGUAGGUAAUUUGGAUUUUAUUAUAAAUGUGAUUAAAGGGUUUAAAUGGGGUUGUGAUAUGAUUCAAUUUACCUUUUAAAAUCAUCAUUCUGGCUACCAUGUGGAAAAUUGACUAUGGUGGACUACUAAUAGAAGCAGAGAUUAGAGGCCUUCACAGUGUAUAAGAAUUUCUGGAAUGGAUGUAUUAAAAUAGAGGUGUUGAAAGGGCAGUAGGAGUAAUCAGAGAUCCAGAUGCUUAAAGGUAAUGCAACUUCUGGUGAUGAGAAAAUCAAAGCUAAGAUUGAGACAAAGUGGAAGGUUUGAGGUUGAGAUUAAGGAACUGAGGGACGGUGAUGUUAAAUGGAUCAUCCAUGUGGAUGGUCGUGGAGGUGAUGCUGGAUAGUAGGUUUUAAGCUAGGUAUUAAAGUCAUUAGUGAGUGAAGAAGAAUUGUCCUGGGACCAGAGAGAGGGUGGCAGCAAAACAGUACAGCCUGAUGGCAUGAACUUCAAAGGAAAUGGGAUUUGAGGAGGUAGAGGAAGAAGAAGUGGUUUGGAAGGAGCAGUGGCAAACAAGGAAAAUAUUUACAACCUCCAGGUCCCCAGGCAUUGUUCAAGAAUGGAAGAGGAUACAGAUUUCAGAAUCAGAUUUAGUUCUUUGUGUUUCAUAACUGAUCAUGUUGGUUUUCAUGGCACCAUAAAAAGCUCACCAAGUGACUUCAUUGUUAUUGAGAUUGAUGAACAGGGAGAGUUAGUUAAUAAAGCCAGUGACAAACCUGUUUACAAUGUUAGUAAAGUACUACCUGAGCCAAAUAAUUUAGCUAAAAAAGCAAAACUAGAUCUUCAGAUUUUAUCUUUUGAAGAGACAAGCAAUCAAGUAGUCAGUACUUUGGCUGGGAGCUCCAGUGAUGACCACAAUUUUGUGCCUUGUUCAGAAAAGGAAGAUACUGUCAGAGAUAGAACUUCCAAAGGUGAAGAAGAAAAUGUUGAUGUAUUAGGCUCCUUGUUAGAUGAAAAAACUAAUGAAUUACUGAAUCAGUUUGCCUGUGAUAUAAAAGAGAAGUGGGACUCUCAAACUGAGCUAAUUGGACCAUCUCCUGAAUUCUCGUUAGGCAGAAUCCUUGACAAGAACCAGAGGGCUACCUUGCAUAGUGCUAUUAGGCAGAAAUUUCCUUUUUUAAUAACUGUAGGAAAAAACAGUGAAAUUGUUGUAAGACCAAAUCUUGAGUAUAAAGAACUUUGUCACUUGGUAUCUGAAGAGGAAGCAUUUGACUUUUUUAAAUAUUUGGAUGCAAAGAAAGAAAAUUCCAAAUUUACCUUUAAACCUGAUACAAACAAAGAACACAGGAAAGCUGUCCACCAUUUUGUCAACAAAAAGUUUGGAAAUCUAGUGGAAACCAAAUCCUUUCCUGAACUGAAUUACAGUGCUGAUAAUCCAAAUGUAGUGAUAACUGUAAGAUUUCGGGUAAAAGCACACAAACACUGGAAGAGGUCUCUUCAUGAAUGCCAGGGAAGAAAAGAUAUAUACACAGCUUUUACCCUACGAAAGGAAAAUCUAGAAAUGUUUGAAGCAGUUGAUUUUUUAGCUGUCAAACUUGGCGUGAUUCCUUCGGAUUUUAGUUAUGCAGGACUUAAAGACAAGAAAGCCAUCACUUAUCAAACGAUGGUGGUUAGAAAAGUAACACCAGAGAGGUUGAAAAAUAUUGAAAAAGAAGUUGAAAAGAAAGGAAUGAAUGUGUUUAACAUUCGGUCUGUAGAGGAUUCCCUUAGACUUGGUCAGCUCAAAGGAAAUCACUUUGAUAUUGUCAUCAGAAAUUUAAAAAAUCAAAUAAAUGAUUCUGCAAACCUGAGAGAGAGAAUUUUAGAGGCAAUAGAAAAUGUUAAGAAUAAAGGGUUUGUGAAUUACUAUGGACCACAGAGAUUUGGGAUGGGAAGGAAAGUUCACACAGACCAAAUUGGAUUGGCUUUGCUGAAGAGUGAAACGGUGAAGGCUGUAAAAUUGUUUUUCACACCAGAAGAUUUGGAUGAUCCUGUAAAUAGAGCAAAGAAAUAUUUUCUUCAGACUGAGGAUGCUAAAGGCACACUUUCACUGAUGCCCGAAUUCAAAGUUCGGGAGAGAGCACUGCUAGAGUCACUGCACCGCUUUGGCGUGACAGAGGAGGGCUGCAUCCAGGCGUGGUUCUCCUUCCCCCAUUCUAUGCGCAUAUUCUACGUUCAUGCCUACAGCAGCAAGAUCUGGAAUGAGGCAGUAUCUUACAGACUUGCAACUUAUGGCUCAAGAGUUGUGGAGGGUGACUUGGUCUGUUUGGAUGAAGAUACUGACAAUGAGCAGUUACCGAGUAGUAAAGUUCAUCUAGUAACCAAAGAAGAGGAAUCAGCUAACACAUAUGCGAUACAUCAGGUGGUUCUUCCAGUUCUUGGAUACAACAUUCAGUACCCUAAAAACAAAUUAGGGCAGUGGUACCAGGAAGUACUCAGCAGAGAUGGACUACAGACAUGUAAAUUUAAAAUACCUACCCUGAAACUGAAUGUUCCAGGGUGCUAUAGGAAGAUUUUGAAACAUCCCUGUAAUCUCUCAUACCAGCUGAUGGAAGACCAUGGUAUUGAUGUCAAGAAGGAAGGUUCCCACAUUGAUGAAGCAACUUUAUCCCUUUUGAUCUCUUUUGAUCUUGAUGCUUCGUGUUAUGCUACAGUUUGUCUGAGGGAAAUAAUGAAGCAUGACUUUUAAAACUGAUACACUUGAUAUAGUCAUGUGUGUGCCACUUUUUAAAGGAAAGUGAAAAGGGAGCUAAAACUUCUUGAGUGUCUACCAUGUUCUAGGAGCUUUAUCAUUGUUAUCUCCUUUAAUUACACACCAUCCCAAUGAAGUAGGAAUUUGAUACUCACAUUGAAGAGGACAUAUAGCUAGUAAGUGGCAAAAUCUGAACUUAAGACUCCAAAGCCUUUGUUGUUUUCUAUUAUCUAAUGUCUCGAUGACCUUUAUUCUGUGCUAUAAAAGUUAAAAUCUUUCUGGACUAUUAGGAGCAUACUGCAAGAUAACAUUAUAGAAGGAAACAUUAAAGAAAAGCUUUUGGCGUAAUGUUUAUAUCCCCAGACUUCUUGCUUAAAAUGUAGAUUAAACUAAGUUGUAAUGAAAACAUAUGGUUGGAGAGAAAGAUGAAGCAUUUUGUUAAUUAGUGCCAUUCUUUUCUAUUUUUGAAAGUAUUGAUCAGAAUAGUACUUCAGGAAAAUGUUAUCUCUCUAUUUAUUAAUAUGAUAUGCAAGGAGAUCCAACCAGUCCAUCCUAAAGGAGAUCUGUCCUGGGUGUUCAUUGGAAGAACUGAUGGUGAAGCUGAAACUCCAGUACUUUGGCCACCUAAUGCGAAGAGCUGACUCAUUUGAA